AUGUUGUCCGUCGGGCGAGGUUUUGCCUCGUCUUUAACACCUCGCCUGUUCUUCCCAGCAUCCUUACACACAUCCAGACUUCUUACUAGUCCGGAUAAUUUGAAACAGCCGUAUUUGAUCAUAUUUCCUUCAUAUGAUUUUACAGGCCACCACAGCCUUCCAGCAAAUACGAGGAUGUACAAAAAUACAAACCAUAUAGCCCUUUUCGUGUCCAACCAUCCAAUAAAGUAGAAUACGUUAUUGCAAGAAUGGAUGAUGUAGUCAACUGGGCGCGGAAGGUUGUCAUACUAUUCUUUUAUUUCGUUUUCUGUAGAAUUCAAUUUGGCCCUUAACUUUCGGUCUUGCCUGCUGUGCUAUUGAGAUGAUGCACAUGGCGGCACCUCGCUAUGAUAUGGACCGGUUCGGCGUCGUUUUCCGUGCUAGUCCUCGACAAGCUGACCUAAUGAUUGUUGCCGGCACGCUUACAAACAAGAUGGCCCCUGCCUUACGCCGAAUAUGGGACCAAAUGCCUGAUCCUAAAUGGGCUAUCUCGAUGGGAUCCUGUGCUAACGGAGGUGGAUACUACCACUACAGUUACAGUGUUGUUAGGGGCUGUGAUCGAAUAAUUCCUGUGGACAUAUAUGUGCCAGGUUGGUUUUUUUAUUCUUGUUGUUCUUCCGUGGGUUUUGGGACCUCAGUCUCAAUCAUCCAUGAUACUAAUUACAUGCAGCCCCUGUACCAUACGUCUCCUUCCUAAGGCUACCUCAGAUGCUGCAUUAAGCAUAAAAUUCCCCACUUGUCAAAGAACUGGAGACAACCAACACUGUAUAGUAUAAAGUUGUCGGGCCUUCGGCUUGCGCCUAAUCCACUUUUGAGUGUUAAGUCCAGCUGUUAGGAGCUCUUUAUGCAGCCGUUCGAGACGUUUUUGAUGGCCCAAUAUAUCCUCGGAACAUUGUUGCAGCGAGUGUGAAUCGUCUCAUUUUAGACGAACUCCGCAUGAUUCACUUAGAAGUCUCUUUCCAGGCAGUGAUAGUCUGGAGCCUCUUAGCGUUGGUCUUCAAGAUACGUUGUCCAUAAUGCAUUGCUGUAUAUAUGGGUAUGGGUAAAUUUCCCUUACGCACACAUUUUUGGAGUAACUUAAAUAUCGGAGCGCUUUCAUGCACCUUUCCAAAGAUGACAGUUCGUCCGUUGUUGCUGACGAUGUUCAUCGUGUGCUCCACAGCAAGGUGAGAGCAGGCACGGCGAAUUGCGCGCGAUUUGUUGUAUAGUGAUAGUGGACUUGCGCUGGAUUUACUGCACUCUCUCCUCCCCCACCUGAGCUCGGUGUCAAGACAUAGUCCAGGGGACCGGAGGCGCGAGAGGAUGCAGGCGGCUGGCACGGCCGGACCCGCACCCAGUGGUACCACCACACGCCCUGGUCCACAACAAACACGACCAAGAUUCUAACCAACAACAACAAUGGGGGCGCCAGGUAUUUCAAUGUGCACGGCGUGAGCCUGCAGCUGGGCCUGCGACCACGUACAGUAGCUGACGUAUCUAGUGACCUCCUCUGCGCGCGCCACAUGCACGACCUGAUCCCCAAACACAAGCGCCAGGAUUUCGCACAACAGGGGUGGGCGGCAUACAUUUAACACGCGUGAGAGUAGCAGAGGUCAUGUUAAGAAGGAGCCGUUGCAAUCUGAUCCCCAGCACACAAGUCCGCCAUUCCAUACAAACACACACAGCUGGGCGGACUGCGUGGACUGAGUUGAGGCAUCAGUCGGCAACCUUCCGAGCCACGGUGCUUGGUGCACCGUGAUAUUUUCAGACUUGGAUUACAAAUGCACCAGAGAAGCCAAAUGGGCGAGGAGCCAAGAAGCACAUUUCCCACUUACGUGAGAGGUGCCAAUUGUAUUUGUGUCGUGUGCUGAUAGGUGAUGCUGAUGUGCGUUACAGAUGCUCGUGAGGAGAGAUGUGGGGUAGUAUGGCCGGCGAUGAUCUACCACAAGUUUUCACGAAUGCGCACGCGGCCUAACAGGCCCAUGCGGCGGCUGAAUGUUCGGGAGCAGCGGCGGCAGUUGAGGAGGAUGCGGCGAGUGCAGGUUGGUGCUUCAGACACUGGUUCGCCAGUCUCCGUGCGAUAGACUCGUAGGUGAACGAGCAGGCGGGUGUAAGGUGAAUGUGCGGGGACAGUUUGGCGAGAGUAGGUCGGGAGCGUCAGAGGCGGUUUCCGUGGUGAAGAUGCUGGUGGUGGAUACACUGGGCGAUGAGGCGUUGAUUGGGCUAAGCAUGGUGAAUGUGCAAGGUGUACUAGGUGUUUUUAUACUGCGGUGAAUCCCGCGGCCGUGGAUACGUAUGUGACCAGGUAGGUUCAUGCGGAGAAGGAAUGUGCGGGGCAAUGUGGGCAGUGAAGGCGGAUGUGGCGGGUGCAUGUGGGUGCUCCAGCAACUGGUUCGCUAGCCUCCGUGUGACAGAUUCGCAAGUUACCCAUCAGGCCGAUGUGCGAGGUGAAUUUGAGAUCACAAUGAUGAAAAGUUUGGACCGAGUCCAUUGCGCUGUAGGUGAGGGUGUUGUUGUUGUUGUUGUUGAUGAUGAUGAUGAUGAUGAUGAUGAUGAUGAUGCUGCUGCUGCUGCUGCUGAUGAUGAUGAUGAUGAUGAUGAUGAUGAUGAUGAUGAUGAUGAUGAUGAUGAUGAUGAUGAUGAUGAUGAUGAUGAUGGUAGUAGUAGUAGUAGUAGAUCACGGGACGUCGGAUGUUGUUCCGGCGGUGGAGGGAGUGCAAGAGGUCCCGGUGUUGACGGAGCUGGCCGCAAUGAUCGACACAGGGAUUGGGGCAGGGCGGAUGGUGCCAGAAAUGGAUGACGACGAGGCAUCGGCAGUCUGGCCACCGGUGACGGCAGUGGCCAUCGUCACGGGAUUUACGACAGGGAUGUUCUUGGGUAGAGAAGUUGGAGUUACCAGGUUUUAGGUGCGUUGUUUCCGAAGAUGUCUUAAGAGGUUGAUUUGCGCGCGGAAUGUGCGUUGGCAGCCCGGGCAUGUUGGAAGCGACCAGCUGUUUGCAUUGAGAAGAUAACAGAAACCUGAUGAGCAGCCCAGACUCGUCCCUACUUUCAUUUCUGGAUAUCCGAAACUUGCGAUCUUUCCAAACGCUUGAUCUUCAGCCACAUUUCUACCACCCGGUGCGAAUUCCAGUCUGAUAAUAUUUUGGUUUUCACAAUGUCGAUACGCAAAGCAUUUGGUUUGCUGACCUCGUCAAGGCGGGACCUACUCGGAACUUAAUGACUUGACAUCUUUAGAAAGAUGUGAGUUUAGUCAAAGUCGGUUAUCAUGUAUUCGGGCCCAAGUCCACGAUAAUCGAAACCACACAGAACUUUAGGAGUCUCUCUGACGAAUUAGUUGGCGACAGGAUGCAUCCUUGUAGAAUGGUAGUUUCAGGACAGAUCACAGAAAAGGGCGUAGAAGUACUAUUUUAGUCAUCUGGACGGUUUUUCGGGUCGUAGCGUAGGCACCGAGACUCGCCUACCUGUAUAUUGUACAGCUAUAAUAGUGCUUUUUAUGGACGAGACCCUUCGACGAACGCAACUGGACGUCGCAUCGAAGCCAACAAAAAGGUAGGUCAGUCACAAUUCGUCAUUGCGGGCUUCUAGGGUGUGCUGUAACGUGAGUAUUUGACCUUUGUGUGUACGUCAAUUUCGGAACCAUGUCUGCCUCGGCUCACCUUUACAUGAGACGUACCCAAGAGCUAUCGGCCGACUUUACUUUGGCCCCGCCCACCGACUCGGUUUGCAACCGCCUUUCACGUGAAAAAUUGGAUUUCGUCAAGUGCAGAACCGAUCAUCCGCGCCUGAUCAGUAUGGUUUACCCACAUGCCUUGUCCUUUCUAGGGCAAAAUUUUCAUAAUUUUACCGCUUGGUCCCGGUCCCCGCUGCCGAACAGGUUGAGAUGGCUAAUUAUGGUCGUUAGUGGGCAUAGCGAAAGCCGACCCUAGUCGCACCCCUGUUCGUGUUGUCUUCUGUCUGCGAGACCAGUAUGCCAGCUGGGUCUGCGGCCAACUGACCACAAUGGAAGACAUUAUCAGGCAAGACAGCUUACAGCGCUGUCCAGGGGUCACUUAUUAGCCGGUGGGCUGUCGUCCAGGCCCUCAGGUCGAAUUCGCCGGGGAAGCGAUUUCCUGCCCACUAAGAGCAUCAGGCCUGUCACGAGUAGUGCGAUCUUGAUGUGUACCAGUUUGGACUAAAGCCGCUUUAGCGACCCGUCUGGAGACUUCCUUCCUUUUUGUCGAUUAUGCAUUCCACUUGACUCUACUGAUCCCGUAUGUGCUUCCCCACCUAGUAUUUUUUAUUCAAAUCUACUAGACACUCAUACUUCAGGCAGUGUGGUGGGUCGUCAGGCUAAUAUUUGAGGUCGAGGCACCUCGUAUUUCUUUAAUAGAGUUUUAUUCCACAACUUCCUGCUUAACACUUGAGCGAUAUGCUUUUUUACCUGAAUCCCUGCGCGUCGGCGACUACGCUGUCUCUUGUCCUUUUAGGCUGUCCACCAACUGCCGAGGCUCUUCUCUACGCCAUCUUGCAGUUGCAGAAGAAAAUCAAGUACAUGAGGACGCAGCAAUUUUGGUAUAGAAAGUAG
Messenger RNA from Spirometra erinaceieuropaei, 4582 nucleotides. Lineage: Eukaryota; Metazoa; Platyhelminthes; Cestoda; Diphyllobothriidea; Diphyllobothriidae. The record is from the annotation of a GenBank genome assembly.